GGUGGAUUCCUUAAACUUGAACUUGCGAGCGCCACAGAGGGGAGGGGAGCCGGUGCUGCCAGCCGGAGCGUCCGUCCUCUCGCCGGGCCGAGACGCGUGGGGGACACUGCGGGCUCCCCGGCGCGCACCCCACCGAGCCUGUCUCUCCUCUCGCUCUGUCCGGGUCUAGCCCUAGUCAUGGAGGAGGCCGAGGUCGACUGCUCCGGGGCGUUCGCCGAGGCUCAGAGAUGGGUGGAGGCAGUAACAGAGAAGAAUUUUCAAACAAAGGAUUUUCGAGCUUCCCUAGAAAAUGGUGUCCUGUUGUGUGAUUUGAUUAAUAAGCUUAAACCUGGCAUCAUUAAGAAGAUCAAUAGACUGUCCACACCAAUAGCGGGUUUGGAUAAUAUAAACGUUUUUUUGAAAGCUUGUGAACAGAUUGGUCUGAAAGAAGCUCAGCUUUUCCACCCGGGGGAUCUACAGGAUUUAUCAAAUCGAGUCACCAUCAAGCAAGAAGAGACUGAUAGGAGAGUGAAAAAUGCACUUGAAGACUCCAGCUGCCUGAACAGAAGUGGCCGUGACAGUGGCUAUAGUGAUUUCUGGUGUCCUGACCGAGGAGAAUUUCUGGCUCCUCCAGGUAGACAUAAGAGGGAAGAUUCCUUUGAGAGUUUGGACUCCUUGGGCUCCAGGUCGUUGACCAGCUGCUCCUCAGAUAUCACACUGAGAGGGGGACGGGACGAUGGGAUUUGA
Dipodomys ordii (Ord's kangaroo rat) is the source of this 726-nucleotide messenger RNA. Its product is annotated as LIM domain only protein 7-like. The record is from RefSeq and is a predicted model, not a curated record. The transcript is spliced from 7 exons. Lineage: Eukaryota; Metazoa; Chordata; Mammalia; Rodentia; Heteromyidae. Gene Ontology annotation, biological process: regulation of signaling; regulation of cell adhesion; actomyosin structure organization. Gene Ontology annotation, molecular function: actin binding. Bases 178 to 726 code for a protein of 182 amino acids.